This is a messenger RNA of Camellia sinensis, 466 nucleotides long. The record is from RefSeq and is a predicted model, not a curated record. Lineage: Eukaryota; Viridiplantae; Streptophyta; Magnoliopsida; Ericales; Theaceae.
AUGGUUUUUGGCCAUUCUUUACAUUCUGCCACUGUGAUGGCUUUAGCAGUAGCUAUAGGUCUGCAAGAAGGAACAGGAGGACCAACUUUUGCCAUUGCAAUUGUCUUGGCUUGUGUUGUUAUGUAUGAUGCCUCUGGGCUCAUACUUCAUGCUGGUCAACAAGCGGAAUUGUUGAACAAAAUUGUACGUGAAUUUCCUCCAGAACACCCUUUAUCCAAUUCCAGGCCUCUGCGUGAUUCACUUGAGCAUACUCCUCUUCAGGUUCUUGCCGGAGUCAUGUUGGGAUGCGUAGUAGCAUAUCUAAUGAAGAACUCCAAUUACGUGGGUGGCGGACCAUGCAGGAUCUAUGAGACUGAUUCAAUCUCUUUGUCAUCAGUGUGUGAUUAUAAUUAUAGUUUUAACAUGGUAUUCGAGCAAAAGUGGUAGAGAGUUUUUAGGUUAAAGCUUCUCUGUUUGCAUUUCUUCA